GUGCCUGCGGGGUGGGCGCUUGUGGGCGUAACCGGCGUAACUAGCCUUGGGCGUAACUCGAAGACCUUCGUAGGAUUUUCUGCAUUGGGCUCGUGAAAAUUGUCUGUAUUAGGCCCUUUUAACGAUUCGUUAGGGAAGGGAGGGCGCCGACACCAUGGCUGACAAGCGGCCGCCGCCGCCGCUACCGCUGGAGAACAAGCUGCUGAAGACGCUGUCGGCGUCCGUGGCGGCCUCCGCGGGCCGGCGCGCCGGCAGCGAUGGCUCGCGGCCGGCGGCGUCCGACCUGCGGCCGCCGCCGCUGGAGAACCGACUCCUGGCGCAGCUGAGCCUGCGCUCCUCGGCGCUCACUGGCGGCGCGUCGUCGGCGCUGCCAUUGCGCAGCUCCGUACUGGCCAAGUACGAGGCCGAACACCGUCCGCCGCCGCCGCCGCCGCCGCACGGGCUCGGGGUGAUGAUGUGUCAGGCCGAGAUGGCACGUGAUUCCGUUGCCUGCGAAGAAGAGGACGAUGACGACAUGGGAAUGGCAUUGUUCGAUGACUGCGAGUCUGUGUCAUUUUCUUCAAGGUCGGUUGAUCCGAUUAUGUAUAAAUCAAGGAGUAGGGCUAGGCCGCGCUUGGCCCGUAUGGAGCCUCGCCGUUUCCCAGGAGCGGGCAACGGGGCGAGCUGGGCCCAGCCAGAGCCACAGUACGACUUCAAAGGCGUCCAGCUGGGAGAGUAUGACGACCGUCCCACGUGGACCACGCCGGGACAGGCGGAGCGGCCCGACCAGGAGCUCCUGCGUACCACAAAGCUGGACUUUCUGACGGCCGUGUGCGUCUCGCUGGUGAGCCAGCCCGACUUUAAGCAGCGCGAGGACCCGCUGAGGCAGCGGCUGCUGCAGCAGGCUGGCCGGCUGGCCGAGCUCGAGCCCGAGUUCCUGCUCAAGGUUGCGCUGUACGCCCGCCAAGAACUGAUGCUGCGCACAACAGCCAACUUCCUGCUGUCCCUGGCGGCCUUUGUCGAGCCGUGCCGCCCCUACCUGCGCAAAUACUUCUGUGCCACCAUCCGACUACCCACUGACUGGAUCGAGGUGGCCGAGAUAUACCAGACAUUCGACGACUCCAAGAUUAACUUUGGCUCGCUGCCGAACGCUCUCCGCAAGGUCAUGACGGACAAGUUUGGCGAAUUUGACAACUACCAGCUGGCCAAGUACAACAAGGGAGGUGGCAAGAAGAAGCGCAAAAAGAAGACCAAAGGGCAACGGUGGAACGCCCGACUCGAGAAGUGGCGCAAGGAAGCCGAAGGGAGCGACAUGGAGACGGACGACGAGAAAGACGACGACGAAGACGAGAACGGAGACAAGAAGGAAGCCGAGAACGGAGACAAGAAGGAAGCUGAGAACGGAGGCGGAGGCGGAGGCGAGGACGGCGUGGUGCCGGACCCGGACGCGGAGACGGACGAGCAGCUGCGGCGGCGCUCCUUCACCAUCAAGAAGCUGGUGCGCCUACUGCACGUCCGCAGGCCGGUCGAGCCCGUCAUGGCCAUCGUCGGCAAAAAGUACCCGGCCGACCCGGACGCGUUCCGACGCAGCGGCCUGCCGGGCACGUUCGACUCGUCCCGCUCUGGCCAGAGGAUGCGUCUGCCGGUGCCGGAGACGUGGGAGACUCAGGUGGCACAGCGCGGCAACAAGGCCGAGGUGUGGCAGCAGCUGAUCGACAACAAGAAGCUGCCCUACAUGGCCAUGCUGCGCAACCUGCGUAACCUUAUCCUGGCCAAGAUCGGAGCCGCCCACCACGACAAGGUGAUCAGCACACUCACCAACGAGAACGCGGUACUCAACAGCAAACAGAUGGUAUUCAGGUACCUGUCGGCGUACGCGGCGCUGGACGAGCUGGAGGUGCUGAUCACCGACUCCCUGGCUGAACAAGAGGCCGCCCGCGCAUCUGAGCAGGGUGAAACUCCGGCCGAGCGCGGACAGGCGCGUCGCAGGGGCGCACCCAAGAAGCCCGCCCCACAGCGCUUCUCCAAGGAGUACUGGAUUGCCCGCAAGAAGCGCGUGAUAUCCGCCAAGCAGCAGAAGUCCAAGUACGACCUGGAGGUGGUUCGCCGGUACCGUCUGGCACUGGACCGAGCUGUGGCCAUCGCCACCAUCCACAACGUGGCGCCCAUCUCCGGGCGCACGCUCAUCUUCUGUGACGUGUCGGAGAGGAUGGACCACGUCUGCGCCUCGGCCAAGGGCAUGGGCAAACCGAAAACGGCGCGCACGAUGGCGCUGCUGCUGGCGCUCAUGUGUCAGCGCUCCUCGGAGCACUGCGAGCUGGCGGUGUUCGGUCAAGGAGCUCCGUACCUCCUCCCGCGCCAGAGGAACGUCAACCUGCUCAAACAGGCAGCUGAUGAGGAGACUGCGGUGGACCUACAGCGGCGUCGUGGCUUCGAGCGCAGCGCCGCCGCCGACUGGGGAGAUGCUGCUUCUGAGGAGUCAUGCUCUGAGGACAUGUCGGCCGAUUCUUCAUCCGACCCGGAGUGCGAGUCCAACUCUCCACAGCAGAAGAGCGGCAAGCCGAAGAGCGUUCUGAUGCCAGGCUAUACACCUGCUCAGCUGUCUGAGGGUGUGGCUGCUGUGGAGUCCGCACUCGACUUCUGCCUCCACGAACGCCAAUGGGUGAGUACCAGCCGCUGUUUCGGACACCGCGAGACGGGCAGACAGCCGACAGUUGAGGAUCACAGUGGACGUCGGGUGGCGCCGGUCGGGGCUCUUUGGUACGGCACUGGCCGCGCUCGGUCCUGGCACGCCUUGGUGUCCUGA
Messenger RNA from Amphibalanus amphitrite, 2785 nucleotides. RefSeq names its product telomerase protein component 1-like. The record is from RefSeq and is a predicted model, not a curated record. The transcript is spliced from 12 exons. The coding region runs from base 155 to 2785 and encodes 876 amino acids. NCBI's taxonomy places the organism in Eukaryota, Metazoa, Arthropoda, Thecostraca, Balanomorpha, Balanidae. Gene Ontology annotation, cellular component: telomerase holoenzyme complex. Gene Ontology annotation, biological process: telomere maintenance via recombination. Gene Ontology annotation, molecular function: telomerase RNA binding; telomerase activity.